GGAAGCUGAGCGGCACGGAGGCGGGGGGGGCUGCUCGGAGUAGCCAGAAGUCGAGUGCGAUGUCCAGCAACAGCAUGGCGGACCCGCGGCGGCCCAAUCGGGUUCUCAGAUACAAGCCUCCAACCACAGAGAACAACCCUACUCUAGAAGACCCAACACCAGACUACAUGAAUCUGUUGGGAAUGAUUUUCAGUAUGUGUGGCUUGAUGCUGAAGCUAAAAUGGUGUGCCUGGAUUGCUGUCUAUUGCUCAUUCAUCAGUUUUGCCAACUCUAGGAGCUCGGAAGACACCAAACAGAUGAUGAGCAGCUUCAUGUUGUCUAUCUCUGCAGUAGUGAUGUCCUAUCUUCAGAACCCCCAGCCCAUGUCCCCUCCUUGGUGAAAAGAGAACAGCUCUCCUCUUGCAAAGCAAAAGUGCUCUCUCUCUUGACAGAGGACUAUUUUCUCAGGCAGUUUGAACCCACGUGUACAAACAUAGUGUUGCAAAAGUAUUGGGAAUACUUCCCUUAUUGUGACAAUAAAGUGAUUAUUGUGAGACACUUUGGCUAUAAUACCUGUAUUUUCUUAAUGCAGUAAUUAUUCACUUUUCCUAUGGGGGAAAAGGUGGCAUGUAAAUAAUAAUAGUAAAAUAAACAAUAAAUUUCAUUUGAACACCA
Pogona vitticeps (central bearded dragon) is the source of this 654-nucleotide messenger RNA. RefSeq names its product WD repeat domain 83 opposite strand (gene WDR83OS). The record is from RefSeq and is a predicted model, not a curated record. Gene Ontology annotation, cellular component: endoplasmic reticulum membrane. Gene Ontology annotation, biological process: protein insertion into ER membrane. Lineage: Eukaryota; Metazoa; Chordata; Lepidosauria; Squamata; Agamidae. Gene Ontology annotation, molecular function: protein folding chaperone.